GGUCGCGUAUGCCCGACGAGUCUUAUUCCUGUGCUCCCGACUACGUAUACCAACACAAAUUAUAAAAAAUAAAUUAAAAAAAAAUGUGUUAACCAUAGUGAGGUCACAGUGCAAUGCUAUAGUGCCAUGUGAUUUUAUUGUGUAAUCUGAGGACUGUUCGCGCGAGAAAGGAGUACGACAACGACGCAAGCGGACAAUAAUUGAGAAAAUAACAGUUCUCAGUCCCGUCGAGGAUAUAGAGGCACAUUCGAUUACAACUCGCGUGUUAGAAAGGUCAUAUUACAGAAGUCACGCGGCAGCGGCAGAUAAAAUGGCACUUCAUUUGAAAAGGAAAAAAUAAAAAUGUGAUAAUAAUAUCAAAUUUAAAAAUAUAUCUUUAAAAAAAAUGUUUGCGAAACAAAACCGUUUUUGGGAUAGGAGAAAGGGUAAAAUUGCACGAUGACGCCACGAUACCGGUUUAACGAUUGUAUAAAAUAAUUGACACAAAUUAUUAUUUUAGGUAAACGCUUCACUAGUACACUAGGAUUGCUUUUUUGUGUGUUGCCGUUCGUGACGCGUGUGUGCGAUUAAGGUAUUUUUCUUUUGCGUAUUAUAUAAGUUAUUGGUAUAAUUUUCGGUAUCGUUACAUUAUUUACUGUAUUUUUUUUGUCGCUGUCCAGAAGCAAUAUUAGGUAAGAGGCCUUUGUAUACUGCACGCGUUUCGAUUAUUUGUUUAUAAAUUGUAAAUAAUAACAUUAAAAUAAUUUAAAAUUUAUCUCCACUAAUUAGAAUUGAUAUCGGUACGUGAUUAAGGUAAUCUGUAUAUAAAUAUUACGACUUUUAUCGAUUAUUCAAUGCUUUGAUAUUAGUCUUCGCAUAAUAUAGUUCGGAAAAAACGGGUAUUAAAUUUAAUUGUGUAAAAAUUAUCCGCUGUAAAAAUAGUUAAAAUCUUUAAAUAUUUGAAUAUAUAAUAUUCCGUUCCUAUAGGCAAUACGAUUUUAAUAAUUUGAACCGUGCAAUGUUUUUAUUCUAAAUAAUAGUUUUCGUAUUCACAUUACGGGGCCAAAUAAGUCUACUUUCGAAUCUCAAGUUUUAUAAACAAUAAACAACAAAUCGUGUAGUUAGUUUAAUUCGUUAAUCUGUCGUUAAAAACCGGUACUGCCGUUCUUAGCCUCAAUAAUAUAGAUACCAAGAUGGUACCAAACGCUACAACUCUGUUGGCCGCAAAGACGACGAUGAGUACACACUUCAAUGGAACACUUGGGUUGAAUUCCACGUUCCUAGUUCCAACAUACAUGAGCCAGGAGGAAUUUCUGGCGUUGCAGAUGACGAAUGCGUCGGACGCCAAUACAACAGUGUCGAACGAUACCACAAUCAACCAAGUGGUAUUAAAAACCUGGUACCCCAGUGGGUAUUCGCCUGCGCACAUCAUUAUUGCUUCAGUGGUUGUGACAGUGCUAAUGAUAAUGGUGGUUGUAGGUAAUAUGUUAGUUAUAAUAGCAAUUGUGACAGAAAAAGCAUUGAAAAAUAUACAGAAUUGGUUUAUAGCGUCCUUAGCAGUGUCAGACUUUUUCUUAGGGUUAGUGAUAAUGCCGUUUUCACUCGCUAACGAGUUAAUGGGCUACUGGAUUUUCGGGUUUUGGUGGUGUGAGAUACAUUCAGCCAUGGAUGUGUUGUUGUGUACUGCUUCGAUUAUGAAUUUGUGUCUUAUAUCGUUGGAUCGAUAUUGGAGUAUCACGCAGGCCGUGGACUACCUAAAAAAGCGGACACCAGCGCGAGCAGCGCUUAUGAUAGCCGCUGUGUGGCUAAUGAGCGCGUUAGUGUGUAUACCGCCUUUACUAGGGUGGAGAGUAAGCCGUCCGCCUGAGCAGUUUCCACAGUGCAAGGUAAGCCGCAUCAACCAGAAUUUGCGAACGGCAUUUUUCAAGAUCAGCAUUUUCAUAACGAGAUACAUGAAUACAGCUACAAUAAUAUGUCCAGGAGUGAGUUAAACGGGAGAAGGGAGAGGAAAUUUAAUCACCCCGAAACGGGAUUUUACAUUUUAAUGUGGCUCUCAAUGACACCGUAUUGUAAUAAUUAUGAUUAUAUCAAUUCGCCCGCUAUAUAAAUUUCUCCUCUAGAGACAAAAAAGUAAUUUUAUUACUUUAGCGGAGUUCUGUUAUUCCCUUGGGUUAAAACCAUUCUAUUUAUUUAUACUUUGAAGUUGUGUGCGUUCUUAGGUUUGGAUGUAAAAGUGUUGAGAUGUUUAAAGGUAUUAAAGACACAGUAAUAGUUUAUGUGCAUUAUAUCUUAGAAAACUUUUAUAAGAAUGUGCUGAUCUUCAAAUCGAAUCAAAACUGCCGGAUCAAG
This is a messenger RNA of Galleria mellonella (greater wax moth), 2328 nucleotides long. Its product is annotated as alpha-2C adrenergic receptor-like. The transcript is spliced from 4 exons. Gene Ontology annotation, biological process: adenylate cyclase-activating adrenergic receptor signaling pathway. Gene Ontology annotation, cellular component: membrane. The coding region runs from base 1173 to 1970 and encodes 265 amino acids. NCBI's taxonomy places the organism in Eukaryota, Metazoa, Arthropoda, Insecta, Lepidoptera, Pyralidae. The record is from RefSeq and is a predicted model, not a curated record. Gene Ontology annotation, molecular function: G protein-coupled amine receptor activity.